UUUUGACUCAGUCCCUCCAGCUGAGUGACCAGCUACACAUGCUCUUGCUGACACUAUGUGAGGAUCUGCCACACAAAAGGCUUUCUCCUGAGUCAAUUCUGGAAGCAUGUGAGACACAUCAGAAAGAAGCUGCUUUCUUACCAGCUAAUGUCUAUAUAAAGAAAAUGGUCUUGUUUGCUGUGGGAAGUGUCAGUGAGGUAGAGCGGGUAGUCAACGAAGACAGCACAGCCUCUCAGCUUAACAGAAGUCAUGUGAUAAGGAAAAGGCUGCAUGAGAAAAUAUCGGACAGCUCACCACUGUACUCCCAGAUGAAUUUUCACCAAGACAAAGGGUCCAGGUUAAUGAAUUACAGUCAAUCAACAGAAGAUUACAGACAACUCUCUGUGGACUACAGUGACUCUAAUAGUAUUUCUGAAAGUACAUCUUUGAUACUGUCUAACCGAGGACACAGGAGAGGGAGAGUUCCACAGACACACCGGUCAUGGGACCCCACCCUUAGUGGGUCAAGGACACAAAGUAGCUACAAGCUCUUCAUAAACAGAUCGGUCAGUGCUGUAGAAGAAAUCCCUACUGGAAUUCAGAAGAACAGCAGACAGAACCUGCUAAAUUUAGGUUCCACCUUCUCUGUGUCUACAAAGGACUACACAGCAGCUGCUACAUCACAGAAAUGUUUGUUCCACAGGAAGGAAAAGUUUUCAGGUCCAGAAUUUGUUAUUUUGUCUAGUGAACCACCAGUGACCUUACAGCUGCCUGGAUCAAUUGUGACUAAAAAAGGGAAAUCCUAUUUGUCCCAAAGGGAUCUCAAUGUGAUUCUACUCAAUGGGCAGUGCCUUGAGGUGCAAUGUGACAUCAAGUCCAAGGCAAGAGAUGUUUUCAACACCGUGGUGGCAUAUGCAAACCUGGUGGAACAUUUCUACUUUGGCUUGGCUUACCUGAAAGGUAAAGAAUUCUUCUUUUUGGAUGAGGAGACCAAACUCUACAAAGUGGCCCCAGAUGGCUGGAAUGACCAACCCAAGAAGAAAACAUCCAUCAUUAAUUUCACGCUCUUUCUAAGGAUAAAAUUCUUUGUCAAUCACUUUAAUAUUAUCCAGCAUGGCUUGACAAGGCAUCAGUUUUAUCUUCAGCUUCGUAAAGAUAUUUUGGAGGAGCGACUGUAUUGCAAUGAUGAGACUGCUCUGAAACUUGGUGCUUUGGCUUUACAGGCAGAGCUUGGCAAUUAUGCUCCUGAGAUGCACGGGAAGAGCUAUUUUCGUGUUGAAGACUACAUUCCAGCAAGCCGAAUAGAGAAAAUGACCCUGGCACAUGUACAGAGGGAGCUUGCUAAAUUGCAUCGUGUGAAUCAUUCCCUAUUUGAGGAUGAAGCUGAACUAGAAUUUUUAAAGGUGACUCAGCAACUUCCUGAAUAUGGAGUCUUAUUCUACCGUGUUUCCCAAGAGAAGAAAGGAGCAGCAGGGGACAUCAUCCUGGGAAUCUGUGCCAAAGGCAUCAUUGUUUAUGAGGUUAAAAAUCAAACAAGAAUUGCCAGUUUAAGAUUCCAGUGGCGUGAAACAGAGAGAAUUUCUGCUCAUAGAAAAAAGUUCAUGAUUGAAAGCAGCUUCAGUGGCAAGAAACACACCUUCAUUACUGAUACAGCAAAGACAUGUAAAUAUCUACUGGACCUCUGCUCUGCCCAGCACAAAUUCAAUGCACAGAUGAACUCUAGGCAACUUCGGCAAACAUCAUCAGAGGAAAGUAAAUUUGUGGAAACAGACAAAUCAAAUUCUGCAUAUGCAGCUCAGCAUGAACACCUUGCCCUGAUUCAGAGAUUGUCUCGUUCAGAGAAUGUGCUCUAUGGAGCAAACCUGGAAAAUCUUUCUGCUGGGAUGAUGAGCAAAUCUUGUGAUAACCUCAGUGUGGAAACCAGCAACAGGACUAGACACAAAAGCAAUCUUGGCAGAUCCACAUCAGGACUAUCCCAGUCAGAAAUGCACAUCAAUUUGAAUGGAAAGCAAAGGAGUUAUGACUACCUGUCUACCCAUUCAACUCAGAACACAAUCAAUGCACCUGGAUCACCAGCCAUCCAAAAGGAAGUUUUACUAAGUGGUUUAGAAAGGGAAAUAAUUUGUGUCAACCUAAAACGUGACCCUAAGAAUGGAUUUGGUUUUGUAAUUAUUGGAGGAGAAAAUGUAGGAAAAUUAGACCUCGGUAUCUUUAUCGCUUCAAUUAUCCCUGGGGGACCUGCAGACAGAGCUGGAAAUAUCAAACCAGGAGGACGACUCAUCUCUGUGAAUAAUACUAGUCUUGAGGGUGUUUCAUUUAAUACUGCAGUUAAAAUCAUACAGAAUUCUCCUGAUGAAGUGGAGCUCAUCAUCUCUCAACCCAAAGACAUAUGUGAAGAAGGACUAAAUGAAGAAAAGAAUCUAUCAAGAGGAAACAGCACUAGUGGAUCUGAGAUCUCCUGUGCAGACAACAGGAGAAAAAAGAUUCAGGAUUGUCAUACAGCCCUCCCCAAAGAACAGGACAGAAAUGUAGAUGAACUUGAGAAGGCCCUUUCCUGGAGUUUAGUACCAAAUGUGGACUCUAGGAUUCCAGUUCCUUCAGCUGAUAGCCUGGAUGUGGAGGAAGCUGAUUCUUCGCACUUACCAUCUCCAUCUGAAACUAACUCAAAGGAAAUUUAUACUGUGGAGCUUGUUAAAGAAGACGGAACUUUUGGAAUCAGUGUGACUGGUGGAAUUAACACUAGCGUACGCCACGGUGGGAUAUAUGUGAAGUCAAUUAUUCCCAUGGGACCAGCUGAUAAAGAUGGACAAAUAAAGAUAGGUGAUCGUCUCCUGGAAGUGGACGGCAUCAGCCUCUGUGGCAUCACUCACAAACAGGCUGUGGAACACCUGAAGAAGUCUGGCCAGAUUGCCAAGCUGGUUCUAGAACGGGGAAACUACCAAUCGGCAGAGCCAUGCCUGACUGUUAAUGACAGAAAGGAGGACCAAUGCGCAGUUGUUUCUGUAGCGACAUCCUUCACAGAUGAUAUCAAGGACUACUGCUUUUUGACAGAUGAUAAUAUAUUUGAAGUCAAAUUAACAAAGAAUUUGGGAGGCCUCGGCUUUAGUGUUCUGCAAAUGGAAGGAGAUGGUUGCAAACACCUCGGAGGAUCUAUCAUCAGGAUCAAAAGACUGUUUCCAGGGCAGCCAGCUGAAGAGAAUGGCGAAAUUGAAGUCGGAGACAUCAUUUUAGCUGUGAAUGGGAAGCCUAUUCAAGGACUCCUGUAUCAGGAUGUCUUGCACUUGUUGAGAGGAGCUCCUUCAGAAGUCAUACUACUACUUUGCAGACCACCAAAAGGUGUUCUUCCAGAAAUAGAGCAGAGUGCCAUGACUCCAGCACCAUCUCCAGUUAAGGAGUUCGUGGCAGAAACACCAGGCAGUACAGAGUUAGGAAAUAGUAUGGAUCAGUCAACCAGUGAUGGAGGUAGCACCUCUCCAGACCUCGAAGACUGCCUGGAUUCUCCAGUGGCAGCAGAUUUCAGUGAGCCUCCUGAGGAAGACAGUUCAACUUACGAAGAGCAAGAAGCUGAACUUCCAGAGAAGCCCAUACAGAAACUUAUGACUUCCAGGGAACAUUUCUAUAAGCAUCUUUGGCAGUUUGAUCAAGAAGCUGCCAGUUCUGAAGUCUUUCACUUCCUCGAGGAAGAAAUGAAGGAGAACUGCUACUCACCAUGUGAAUUUGGACGGGCCAAAAGCUCAACAUCUGUGACCUCACUUUCAUGGGGAGGAAGCUCCGAGACACUCUCCACAACUAUGAUGACCCCACAACCACGUGCCUAUGGUCCCUUCUCAUCAUCCAUGCCAGCUAGAGAGACACAUGACAGUGACAAUGAAUGGGAAGACUUGGAGGAACUAGAAGAAGAGAAGGAAGAAAAGGAAGAUUGCACUAAGGAAACAGAGAUUUUUGUGACUUUGACAAAGUCAGAGAACAACAGUUAUGGAUUCUCUGUAGCUCUUAACAAAGUGGACUCUUGCCUCUUUGUUGAUGAAAUCUUGAAUGAUCCUGCCCUGUCUGAUGGAAGACUAAGAAGGGGAGACAGAAUCAUUAUGGUGAAUGGAAUUGAUGUCACAUCUUUACCAUGCAAUCAAGCCCUGACUUUACUGCAAAGCUCCCCUCCUGAUCUGCACCUUGUGGUUGGUCGUGCUGACAGUGAUCCACGUCCCUCUAUUAGGCCAGAUGAGAUUCCUGAAAUUACUCUCACCAAAGGUGCCAAUGGACAGCUAGGCUUGAAGCUGGCAGGAGGGGCUGGAAGCAAGUUACAAGGUAUUUAUGUGCUAGAAAUAGUGCCUGGCUCUCCCGCCAGUGUGGAAGGCAGUUUGCAGCCACGAGAUCAGAUUGUUUACAUCUGUGGACUGUGGACUGAGGGCAUUAGCCUGGAUGAUGCAGUGAGAGUGUGUGAAGCUGCCACCCAGCAUGUCCAAAUCAAAGCCACAAGAAAUGGUAAUCCAGUGGUUCCUAUAGAGCAGGAGAAUAGGCCACCUGCUGAGACAGAGAAAGCCAAUAUUUCUUUCUCAGAUGAAAACCUGAAUUCCCAAGAACAGCAUCUGCUGCAUCAACAUGAGAAACAUUUGGAGGAAACAAACUGUGAUGCUGAGCAAAACACACCUGAUUCUCCAGAAUGUAAGGACUUCAUUAUUAAGAUUGAGCUGGAAAGAGCGGAAAAUGGAAGCCUAGGAUUUGCACUCGUAGGUGGAAGAAAUGGCAGGGCUGUCCUAAUAAAGGCCAUCAGCCCAGACAGCAUUGCAGACACAGAUGGAAGGCUUCAAGUUGGUGACAUCCUGCUUAAGGUGAAUGAGACUUUUGUGUCUGGCCUGCCACGCCAAACAGUUACAGAUUUGCUGCGCAAGGCUCAAGGCACUGUUCAACUCACUGUGUGCCGAAGGAUGGCUUUGCAUUGGGCUUAUUCAGGCAACCAAAGUGAGAGUAUACCUUCGCCUCCAAACACAAAAGCAGGGCCUGAUAGUGCAGAGGGAAGCCUGCGAGCUCAGCCUGUUCUCACUUUCAAGGAAGAAGAAUCCAACCAGAUGUGUACCAAGGAUCUAGAUAGCACACACGAUUCGCUUCUGCAAGGUCAGCUGUCUGGACGAGACUGUAAGGAUAUAAUCUGUAACAUUUCAGACAGGUUACAGAAAUAUGCCGAAUGUGAAGGCUGCAGAAGAGAGACUCAGCAGCCUGUGGCAGACAACCAGAAUGAUGAAGACAAUGAUAUGCCCUACAGGAUUUCUGUUCUACCUAGAAGUAGAACCUUUGCUUCUGGAGAUGAACUGACUCACUUAAUUAACUUUAAAACAUCACUGGCUGGAAUAGGUCCAACAACUGGCAUCACAGGUCUUAUUCAAGACCUUCACUUUCGGAUUGAGACUCAAGAGGUGUUAAAGGAGUUUGUGGCUUUAGAACGUUUGAAACCAAUAGAUGACUGCAGAACUGGCAAAGCACCAGAAAACCGGGAUAAAAACAGAUACCGAGAUAUUCUUCCAUAUGAUAGGACACGAGUUCCUCUGGGAGAAAAGAAUGGCUACAUUAAUGCAAGCUACAUUAGAAUGAAAGUUGGAGAAGAUGAACAUUUCUAUAUUACAACCCAAGGGCCUUUGCCAUCCACUGUGGCUGAUUUCUGGCAAAUGGUCUGGGAGAGUGAAUCAGAUGUGAUUGCCAUGAUGACAAAAGAAGUGGAGCUAGGGCAAAUCAGAUGUCACCGAUACUGGCCUGAACCUCCCCAUGACUCUAUAGACCUGGCUAAUUUCCAUCUCAGGCUAGACAAUUACCAGAUUCUGGAAUACUUCAUAAUUAGAACAAUAGAAAUGAUCAACAAGCAGACAGAAGAGAAGCGCAUUAUAAGUCAUUUGCAGUUUACCACUUGGCCAGACCAAAAUACUUCCGAACUGCCUGAGCAGCUUGUAAAAUUUAUUUGUUACAUGAGAAGAGCUCACAGCACAGGACCUAUUGUUGCUCACUGUAGCACUGGCAUUGGAAGAAGUGGAGUUUUGCUGGCUGUUGAAGUUCUGCUCAGCUAUAUAGAAAAAGAUUUAUCUUUCAACAUCAAGCAGAUAGUGAGAGACUUGAGACAUCAGCGAUUUGGCAUGAUCCAAACAAAGGAUGAGUAUUUAUUCUGCUAUGAAGUUGUGCUGGAAGUCCUUCAGAACCUUCAAGCAAUGGAUUCCAACUGACUGCAAUAUGACUCUUCCCUGUUGCUGUUCCCGUUGGACUCCAGGGACCACUCAGUAAUUGCUUUAAAGCAAAGUCAAGCCAGCACAGACAAGUGUUAUAUUACAUGCUUUGUUGGAUUACUCUGAUUUCUAAAGCAUUUCAAAACCUUGCUUAACAUGUCGUUGGUAAGUCAUUUAAGUCUUGGCACACAGUUUGGAGAAACAGCCAACCAGUGCUGCAACACUGCUGUUAAAUUAAAAUGGAAUUUGCGUGCUCUGUAAAAUAACAUAUCGAUUGUUUGGAAAAUAUUUUGGGACUCUGACAAGGAGAUAGCAGCUUUUGGAAUUAGUUCUACUUUCCGGAGGCAACUAUGAAAAUCUAAGGUUCUGCUGGUGUUGGUGGAAGAUUAGUUGUCCCUUACAUAUUCUUGGGCACUAUUGGUUUCUGGACUGCAAAUCAGCAUUUUCUACAGUAGUUAUGCUUUUGUGUGGAAGGACUCAAUUUAUUUAGCUUUGGUUGCUUGAACAAUGUAGAAUCAUUUCCAGUCAUCACUCCAGCCCAGGAAUUUAUACCACCAUCAAAGGACAUCUUAAGAAACUGACAGAAAAAUAAGAUGCCUUUAAAAUCUAGUGGGUUCUUUUCAAAGCAGAAAGAGUGUUCAAAUAAUUGGAUAGAAUAUUAUUUUUUCCCCAGCAAUAUGAACAUCUUUAGACAGCAUCAGUAUUCUUUCAUUCUGCAUCCAUGUGAAAAGGAAUGCAAUACAAAGCCAGAUGAAAGGACUGUGUGUGCAUUGUGGCACACAUUUACCUUUCAUCUUCCCCUGAUCAUUUUCAUUAGGUAUCUU
Pezoporus occidentalis (night parrot) is the source of this 7006-nucleotide messenger RNA. RefSeq names its product FERM and PDZ domain containing 2 (gene FRMPD2). Gene Ontology annotation, molecular function: protein binding; protein tyrosine phosphatase activity. Lineage: Eukaryota; Metazoa; Chordata; Aves; Psittaciformes; Psittacidae. The record is from RefSeq and is a predicted model, not a curated record. The transcript is spliced from 43 exons. Gene Ontology annotation, cellular component: cytoskeleton. Gene Ontology annotation, biological process: protein dephosphorylation. Bases 39 to 6182 code for a protein of 2047 amino acids.